AUGACCAACACCGUCGAAUACGACUGGUUAUCAAUCAUCCAACGAAACAUCUUUGCUUUCAGAUUAGCGGGUUUGUGGCCCAGCGACGAAGGAUACAAAUUCGACUUUUACCUUCUGCGCAGCAUCAUCAUCCUGUUCGUUUUUGGCUUCGUCCAAACUGCAUGCCAAACCUUCAAGCUUGUGACCAACAUAACCGACAUGCAAGUGGUGGCAAGAACCGCAUUCUUGAUAAUUUCCUUCUGGUUGAUGUUGAUGAAGCUGUCGUCGAUCGCUCGCAACAUCCAGACGCUUAGAAAACUCCUGGCGACUCUAAAGGACGAUAUGUUUCAAGUCCGCACCAAAGAACAAAUUGAUAAUAUAAUUCCCAGUGUUAAGACGUGGAAAUUCAUGCACAAUGCUCUCAGCGGAAGUAUGGUUUUUAUGGUGAUUUUUUCGGCUGUCGACGCAUUGAGAAAACGCACAUUGCCGUUCGUGUCUUGGUAUCCUUACAACACUACGGGGUCGCCUCAGUUUGAAUUGACUUGUUUUCACCAGCUUUCGAGUAUUUCGUUUGGAGCGUACAUUGAUAUAAAUAUGGAUACUUUUAUAGCUGCUUUUAGUCUAUAUGCUGCAACUCAGUUUGAUAUUUUGUGUGAUAAUGUGAAAAAUUUGCAGCCGGAAGCAUUCAAAGAGGGUUUAGUAGCCUGUGUGAAACAUCAUCGAGCAAUUGUGAAGUAUAUAACUCGAACGUCCCUCGUAUAG
Zophobas morio is the source of this 741-nucleotide messenger RNA. RefSeq lists its product as uncharacterized. The record is from RefSeq and is a predicted model, not a curated record. The transcript has a single exon. Bases 1 to 741 code for a protein of 246 amino acids. Gene Ontology annotation, biological process: sensory perception of smell; detection of chemical stimulus involved in sensory perception of smell. Lineage: Eukaryota; Metazoa; Arthropoda; Insecta; Coleoptera; Tenebrionidae. Gene Ontology annotation, cellular component: plasma membrane. Gene Ontology annotation, molecular function: olfactory receptor activity; odorant binding.